Linum trigynum is the source of this 897-nucleotide messenger RNA. Lineage: Eukaryota; Viridiplantae; Streptophyta; Magnoliopsida; Malpighiales; Linaceae. The record is from the annotation of a GenBank genome assembly.
AUGAGUAGCCGUGCCAGCAGGACUGUCUAUGUGGGCAAUCUGCCUGGAGAUAUCCGGGAGAGGGAAGUGGAGGAUUUGUUCUACAAGUUUGGACAUAUUGCUCACAUUGAUUUGAAGGUUCCACCCAGGCCUCCGGGCUAUGCUUUUGUGGAGUUUGAAGAUGCUCGUGAUGCUGAAGAUGCUAUUCGUGGUCGCGAUGGGUAUGACUUUGACGGGCAUCGCUUGAGGGUAGAACUUGCACAUGGGGGUCGUGGGAAUUCCUCAUCAGACCGUCACAGCAGUCACGGUGGUGGUCGGGGGCGUGGUGUUUCUAGACGAUCUGAAUUUCGUGUAUUGAUCUCUGGCUUACCAUCUUCCGCUUCAUGGCAAGACCUCAAGGAUCACAUGAGGCGAGCUGGCGAUGUCUGUUUUUCCCAGGUGUUCCGUGAUGACAAUGGCACUACAGGUAUUGUGGAUUAUACGAAUUAUGAAGACAUGAAGUAUGCAAUCAAGAAACUCGAUGACUCGGAGUUUCGAAAUGCCUUUUCCCGUUCAUAUGUUCGGGUAAGGGAGUACGACUCCAAGAGAGACUUCUCUAGGAGUCCUAGUCGUGGUAGAUCUCGUUCACGAGGUCCUAGCAGAAGCCGCAGCCGUGCUCGCAGUUUGAGUCGGAGUCUGAGCAAGUCGCCUAAGAAUAAAUCCUCUCGUCAUUCUCCAGCCAGAUCUAAGUCAAGGUCACGCUCUUUGUCCAGAUCAAGGUCCAGAUCCAGAUCUCCAGUUCCACCUAAGCACGUGAGUAAAAGCCCGAAGAAGCGGAGUGUUAGCAGGAGUCCUAGUGGCAGCAGGAGCCGUAGCAGAAGCAAGAGUUUGUCCCGGUACACUGACCUUAUUCCAGGAAACUCUCUUGAUUGGCUUUAG